Punica granatum (pomegranate) is the source of this 1172-nucleotide messenger RNA. NCBI's taxonomy places the organism in Eukaryota, Viridiplantae, Streptophyta, Magnoliopsida, Myrtales, Lythraceae. The record is from RefSeq and is a predicted model, not a curated record.
GGCAGAGCACUCCUCGUGAUCCUGGACUAAUUGAACGAAUAACGUGUGCUUUACUGUUGGUAGCUGACUUGCAAUCGUGGGUAGGGAAAACCAGAAGAUAAGGAUUCCGCAAAUAAAAAGAUGGGAUUUUAUUAAGAUGAGAUGGCCUUUUUUCAUGAAACAGGAGCUAGUAAUGGUAUACGUGAUGAUGGUUCGUGCACAUCUGACUGAAAGCACAGCCAUGCGCCUCGUCCAUGUUAUCUCCCUCUUUCAGUGCAUUGCAGCCAACGAAGAAACUAGGCAGGAGUUGAUCAAAUGUGAAAUUCCCAACUUGCUGAUGCCUAUAGUGAUGUUUAAAUCCCCGUUCGAAGUAUAUGAGAAUGUUCGAGCUGUCGCAUUGUCAGUGUUUGGGAUAAUAUGCGAGCGUGGAGGACCUGCCGCGAUCAGAUGGGCAUUCCAAAUGGAUAUCCUGCACAUAUGCUGGUUCAUCAUGAAGUUCGGGAAUGAACUUAGCAAACUGAUUGCGUUGCACAUUCUUGAGUUUGUACUGAAAGACAAGUUUGGGAUAUCGUGGUUUCUCUCCGGAGCCUGCGACCCAGGGCGGAAUAAUCUUCUGCAGACGAUGGAAGAUCUAGUCAUGACAAUGGCCGCAUACAACAACUGUCUUCCUCGGCUCCUGUUUCACAUCAUUCGGUGUUACAUCUUUCUAUGUGCUGAUUCAAGGGGACACGCGAUCAUGAAAGUGGCUCUGCCUAUUCCUCUAAAUGAUCCAACUUACCCUAGCAUCCUCUGGAUGCGUGACCGCACAGUAUGGAAAUUGCUUGGAGAACUACGGCAGAUUUUGUACAAAGAUUUCGUCGCUGCUGAACAAAAACCUUUGGCAAGACGAUGGUAUGAAUGAAGACUUUGCGGGUUCUUCUAUCUUUCACUGUACAUGGAUCUGCAGGAGCAUGGAUACAUAGUCCACUAGUAUCUUUCGCAUUCUUUACUUUAAAUUCGAUCUCCUAGCUACAUCCGAUUUUUAUAGUUUACCACAGUUUGAGAAAUAUUUCGGUCUCUGAAAAAUAUAAGCACAAUCGUGUAGUUAUCUCUUCAUUAGUGAUGGCUCUCUUGAUCCAUACUCGCAGGUUUAAUGUAUAAGUUGUAUCCAUGGUGAGGUAAUUGCCUCAACCUAUUGGUGCCACCAAGGUUCU